Messenger RNA from Onychomys torridus (southern grasshopper mouse), 3121 nucleotides. It is a transcript of the gene Rbm34, whose product is annotated as RNA binding motif protein 34. Gene Ontology annotation, molecular function: RNA binding. The record is from RefSeq and is a predicted model, not a curated record. Bases 88 to 1365 code for a protein of 425 amino acids. The transcript has 11 exons. Lineage: Eukaryota; Metazoa; Chordata; Mammalia; Rodentia; Cricetidae.
AACCCGGAACCAGUGAGAACGCAGGACUAGCCGGAGCCCGGAAGUGCGGACUAGCAUUGCGGCCUUUCCGGAAGCUCAGGUUUAAGCAUGGUUUUGGGAGGCAAGGAACUCAAGAGAAAGAAGGGCCGGGAGCGGAGACAGAGCUCUGAAGAUGGCGUGGGGAAUGCGGCCGCCGACUACCUGGUGGGACAGGUCGCCGACAGCCUGCGGGGCGGCCAGCGCCCUCCUGGAGGCGGGACAGGGCGGCUGGCCGCACUCUUCAGCACCGCGGAGCCACGGGCCCCACCUGUGUUUGUGCCUGUGCCCCAGGAAACAUCUAAAAAGAGAAAACCCGAUGAUGAAGAAGAAAGUACAUCCCAGAUGACAAAGCCAGCUUUGCAAAAGCCUCCCAAAAAAGCGAAAGUGAAGAGACUCUCUGAUGCAGACAAGAGGCUGGCAAACAGGGAAAGUGCUCUAGCAAGUGCUGAUCUAGAAGACGAGAUUCAUCAGGAGCAGGGGCAAGAAAGGAGAAAGUCUCAGUCUCGUGGUAAAGCAGCAGGUGGAGAAGCGCUUGGUGUUGCCCUCAGCCUCGAUGGGGACCAAAGACCAAAAAUCCCACUCAACCCUGAAGAAGAACGGUUGAAAAAUGAGAGGACUGUGUUUGUUGGCAAUUUGCCUGUCACAUGUAAUAAGAAGAAGCUGAAGUCAUUUUUCAAAGAGUAUGGACAGAUAGAAUCUGUACGAUUUCGUUCUGUGAUGCCAGCAGAGGGAACACUAACCAAAAAGUUGGCCGCAAUAAAACGUAAAUUUCAUCCUGACCAGAAAAGCAUCAACGCAUAUGUAGUGUUUAAGGAUGAGAGUUCUGCUGCAAAAGCCCUGCAGAGAAAUGGGGCCCAGAUUGCAGAAGGAUUUCGUAUUCGAGUUGAUAUCGCAUCUGAAACCACCUCUAGGGACAAGAGAUCGGUAUUUGUUGGGAAUCUUCCUUACAAAGUUGAAGAGGCUGCUUUGGAGGAACACUUUCUGGACUGUGGGAACAUUGUGGCAGUGAGGAUCUUGAGAAACCCACUCACAGGAGUCGGCAGAGGGUUUGGCUAUGUGCUGUUUGAGAAUACAGAUGCGGUUCAUCUUGCUUUGAAGUUAAAUCAUUCUGAGCUAAUGGGAAGAAAACUGAGAGUUAUGCGCUCUGUCAAUAAAGAAAAGCUACAACAACAGAGUUCAAAUCCAAGCUUGAAGAAUGCCAGUCAACCUAAGCAAAAACUUAAUUUCACUUCCAAAAAUGCAGGACAUUCCAAAAAUGCAUUCACUGGAGAAAAGGCAGUUCUCAUGAAAAAGAAGAAAGGACAAAAGAAAAAAGUCAGAACAAAGAAACCAAAAACCCAGCAGUAAUGACAGAAGCUGCCUCCUUCCUUUCUGUGGUGAACCCUUGCAAUGAGCGUCUGGAUUUUUUAUGGAUUGUGUGGAAAAUGUGGACACUUCCAAUUGGCGUUGUGGUUUUUUUUUUGUUUUGUAUUCAUAUUAUAUGUAAGGCUUCUUUGAAGCAUUGUUCUUAGAAAUGGACUUACAGAAAAAUAAUAAACAUUAAUACUGGAUGUACUUAGACCAGGUGUUCAAAUGGUUACUGUGGGAAUUCUGAUUCCAAAUGUAGUCAUGGUCCCUAAGAAAGACUGGGAGCUGUCUGUAAUAUACACCCACUCUUCACCUCUCAUUUUUCUUUCUCUUGGCUCCUGUAGUAGAACUCUACAUUUCUAUCUUACUCCGUCCAUCUAAUUAAUUGCUAACCAAUAAGAGCACCAGAAGUGUGAUUGACUUCUAGUACAUUGUCAGCAACGAGAGUGGUCAUUAAUGUCCUUGACCGGUUGGCUGUAAAACUGGUUUCAUAGGAAAAAUUCUCUCUCAUUUAAAUGUGAUCCUUAAAUUAGUGUUACUCAGAAUGAAAUAGCUGCCCCAGAAAGUUUAAAGACAAUAUUUCUUAAUGAAUUAUGGUAAUUAAAUUGCAAACUUUAAAGAAGAAUGACAGGACAGCAUACUGCUGUGUCCCCUAGGGGCUUGGCCUGGCUAUAACUAAUAACAUUGAUCUCACCAAGGCGAGAUUGGGUCCAGGAUGGAGAGUUGUGGGAAUGGGUAAGCCAAGGUGGCUGAUUUAGGCAGGCAGAGUCUGUAGUAAAAGCACAUCCUAUCACUUAGGUAGGCAAGAAGACAGGAUGAGUUUUCAUUUAGUUUUGAAAAUUCUGUCUUUGGGAAAUACUAUGUAGAAAAUAUAACAGGGUGUUUAAAACGUAGCUCUAGCGGCUGGGGAGAUGGCGUCUUGGUUAAGAGCAUGCACUGCUCUUCCAGAACCUGAGUUCAAUUCCUAGCACCCGUGUCAAGUAGUUCAAACUGCCUGUAACUGAAGCUCCUGGGUCCAACUCCGGGCCUCAGGCACCUACACUCAUGUAUAUAACUACACACAGACUAUACAUACAAUUAAAAAUGGAAGUGUAGCUCUUUGAGAGCAGAGAAAGCUCCAUUUCCUGUAUCCAAGUCUGGAUAUUUUAUGCUUUGUUUCUCUUAACAAUAUUUAGAACCUUUUCAGUUAAGUCUCAGCAAUGUUACUUGAUCAUUCUUGAGCAUUUUUGCCUAAAUUAUAUAAAAGAUGCAACAUUAGAUUGUGUGUUCUGAUGUGAUCUGUGUGCAUACUUAGGACUCCUGUGAAUGAGCAGCUUAAAGCAUGCAGAUCACACACACACACACACACACACACAUAACUUUAUUAUUAUGUGUGUAUGUGCAUAUGUGGAUGCAGGUGCAUACAUUCCACAGUUUGCAUGUGGAGGUCAGAGACACUGGAGUUCUCUCCACAUGCACUUUUAUUCACUGAGCCAUCCUACUGGCCACAAUGUUUUGGAAUUUAUUACUGUGUAAUUAUUGAAAUUUCUACUUUCAUAAGCAGAAUAUGUGUGUGCUACUUAAUUGUUUAAAAUAUAAAAAAGUAUUUUGUAGAACAUUUUCCUAAGGUGCUCUGUAUAAUUUUUUUUAACCUGGAAAAAUACUUGUCUUGUGUUAUAUCUGAUUACUUACAGUCCCAAGACUAUGUAUGAAUGGUCAACAGUGGUUAGAAGUUGGCUUUUAACUGUAAUAAAAAUCCUGGGUAUGUGUUUUUUAA